GUUUAUUUUAAAAAUGGCGGCCGGUGAGUGAAUUAUUCUUUGUGUUCAUUGAAUCUUGAGAUUUCUCCAGGUUUCAUUGUUAUCCAAUGGUGUUUCGAAAGUUUUUGUAAUAUUUCUUAUUCUUUUACGUCUCUUUUUUUAAAUUUUAUCCGGGAGAAUCGCUGUAUUAUUGUCGUGACAUUAUGGUCUAACGUAAGCGAUCGCGAUCGAUAGGUCUGAAAAGCCAAACAUUGCUAUCUUGUUAUGAUUUUUGUCGAAAAAACGAGACCUGUCUCUAAUUCACGUUUAAAAGUGAGUAAAAAAACUGGUUACUUUGGUAUUCCAAAAGAAAAUUGAUCAAACUUGCAGAAUAAAGCUCCAGUUUUUUUUUUCGUGAAUCACAACAAUUCCCCAUUGUUAACUCGUUCUUCAAAGCAUACUCACUAAGUAGACUUCCGGUGCCAUGUGCUGUUUAAUUAAUUUGGAAAAUUAACAUUUUAUAUAUCAAACUAACUAGGUUCUUUCACUUUUGUAAGAGAGUUGGCCAGCCACAGUGGCAGUCGCUGCUAUUUUGAUCAUGAAAAAAGUAUUUGGUAAAAUACUACAUUACGCAUUCAGUUCUUGGAUAGAGAAAACAAUGGCAAAAAUAAUACAUUACCAUUGGGAAAAGAGAUUUGUUUUACAAUAGUAUGGGGCUUUGCGGAAAUUUUACCAAUAAUUUUUGAUAACCAGAUGACCUUUGCGGUGAGAUUGAUAUGUUAUGAAAUUUGGUCUUCAAUCCUUUGAUUAUAAAGAGUUAAAAUAUGGAUUUUCUGCACUGUGUAUCAAAGAUUUUUUUAACCCUUGCUUUUGAGAAUUAGGAGUUCAACAAAUUAUAUCCUCUUGGUUUUUUUACCUUGUCGUCAUGUCUCUACUUGAAAGUGUUCAGAUAUUCUUAGGAGAGCUUCCUUUUUGGUUAUUCCUUGGAGUGAAAGAGUUAACAAAUCACUGACAUGCUAACUUACAUUUUAGGAAGGGAUAUUGAGGAAUCCAAACCCUUUGUCAAAUUGUAGAGCACAGACAUCCUUAUGUUAUGAUUUGAUCUCUGUACAGUUCAGUUCUUAGAAUUUAGCCAGUAAUGCUGCCCUUAGGGUACAAAAAAAAUUUUUUUUUUUUUACUUUUAAUGGCACUAACCCAUCCACUGGUAUUUAGAGGGAGUCAUUAGUAAGAGUUUAUCAAUUUCUCUCUUCACUUUUGCUCCAACAAAAGGCUAAUGCUCGAAACAUCAGCUUUGAAACUCUUUACAAUGGUCAAUUUACAUUAUUAACUCAGUCACCCCCGCUGAUGCAGCACCACAGUUUCUUUAGAAACUUACCCCCUUUAUUUAUUUAAUGCUUUGGUUGUGUUGCUCUUAAACAGGCAGCCAGUGGGGUAUCAAAGCAUGGAGUCUUAUAAUCCUGACAGUUCAAAAUGCUUCUCUCAUAUUAACUAUGAGAUACACACGGACACUGCCUGGUGACAUGUACUUUUCCAGUACAGCAGUGAUGAUAACAGAGGUUGUGAAAGUAGUUACAACCAUGCUGAUUCUGCUGGCAGAAAAACGUAGCAUAGCUGAGUGGAUAAAGUAUUUAUAUUCUGUUAGUGUUGGUCAUCCUUGGGAUAUGGCGAAGAUGCUUGUGCCUGCUUGCAUUUACACUGUUCAGAAUAAUCUACUGUAUUUGGCAGUUUCCAACUUAGAUGCUGCAACAUAUCAGGUACUUAGUAUUACAACAUGUGAAGUUUCUCAGUGGUCACACAUGUUUAAAAAAUAAGUUUGGAGAAAAGGUCUUGCCUGUUCUAGAAGGUUGCCUACCAUACAGAUUACUGGUACUCAUAUAUGAAUGGAAGACUCAGGUUUCCUUUCUAUGGCAAAAUUCAUCUUGGGUUCAUGAAUCCUGCGGAAGAUUUCCCCAUUUUUUUUUUUUUUGUGCUUUUGUUUUUCAUGAAAUCCAGAAAAAAGAUUAUAAAUCCAAACACUCCUCCCUCCACAUUCAUUCAUUUGAUUAGAUUGGUUUCUCUGGGAAAAUAUUCAAGGAAUAGCAAGCAAUCUUUCUGCUGAAAAUGUGAUUCAUGGCAAUGUAUAGCAGUAAGUUAUUUCAUAGAAUCUGAUUGAAUUUCUGGCUCAGUCGUAAAAGUUCCAUCAAACUGAAUAUUUAAUUACAAAAAUCCUGGAUUAUUAAAAUUCAGUUGAAAUGUACAUGCUAUAUACAAUGUACUUGUCGAUCUUUCACCACUUUAUUUAGUGUUUCAUCACAAAGUUUAAUGAUGUAAGGGUAGAUUUUUUGUUUCUGUUUAGUUAAAAGAAACCCACUUGAUCUUGGAUCAGAAAUCAAAUCUGAUUAGUUAAGAAGAACAAUUCACAUAUGUGCUUUCAAUCCACCCCACUGCAGGUAUCUUAUCAGUUGAAGAUUCUGACAACAGCACUCUUCUCAAUUGCUAUGCUGAGUAAACCAAUUAAUAGGGUUCAGUGGCUGUCUCUGUUUAUGCUAUUUGUUGGGGUGUCUGUUGUUCAGCUACAGCCUGUUAAUGGUCCUGUGACACAAAGCUCGAAGGAAAAGCUCUCGACACAGAACACCUUGUCUAAAACACACAACCCUCUACUGGGGCUUGCCGCAGUUGUAGCUUCUAGUAUGUGCUCUGGAUUUGCAGGUAUGAGGAAAUUUUGUAGGAGAAGGAUGAUGUUAACCCUUUAAACCUUAAAAAUAAGUUUUUCAUUUUUAUUCUCCAUAUUGUUCUCUUUACAGUUUGCUAUGGUAUUGACACGGAGAAUUUGUUUGACAAUCAGUAGCUUCCUGAAUUGAGAAUCCUUUCCAUUAAUCUUGUGACCUUUUUAUUUGAUUGCUGAGGAAUGAAUAAGUUGUUUUAAAUUAACUUUAGAAUAGAUAUAAUAUUUUGUCAUUCACACUCAUUCUUUCUUUAGGUGUGUACUUUGAAAAGACCCUCAAGGGAACUGCGACACCUCUGUGGGCCAGGAACUUCCAGUUGGCCAUAUUUGGUGUCAUUAUUGGCACCAUGGGCAUGUAUAUCAAUGAUGGGAGUAAGAUCAAAGAAAAAGGCAUUUUCUUUGGUUACCACAAACUUGUCUGGCUAAUUAUUGCAAUGCAGACAUUUGGAGGUCUUUUAGUUGGCAUUGUAGUUAAGUAUGCUGAUAACAUUCUAAAAGGCUUUGCGGCAGCUGUAUCAAUUGUCGUUUCUUGUAUUGUAUCAGUUUAUUUAUUCCAAUUUAAUCUCAGUUUGCCUUUUGUAUCUGGGGCUGGUUUAGUUAUGCUUGCUACAUACUUGUAUGGGAUAGGACAGAAAUCAGCUGUUCAAAAGAAUGCCACAAAUGGCUCUAAAGAUCCUAUGAAAACUGAUUAAUUUAUAAUAUCAGGUUAUGAUAAGUGUAGUAGAAAUUUUGUGGAAAAUGCCAUUACUGGUUAUUUCUCCAUUAUUUAAUACAAAUUUCUUUAAAAUUUAUUGAAAUCUGUUUACUCUCCUUCCAUGAAAUUGGUUUUUAUUGAGCUGAAUCAUUUUGGCAAUUGUGAUGUCUUGUUUACUGAUGUGCUACAUCAUAAAAACCACUUGAUAUUGAACAUACACAGUGCUCCAAGUUGCAACCAUUUUGGUCACCACAGGGAGUUAAAAAAGAUAUUUGGUAACCAAAAUUUCAACUUAAGUUGUUAAUUGGCCACCAACAGAUUUGGAAAAAAAAAGAAAAGUGUAUAAAACAUUGUGAUCCUUGGUCAAAUUAUCAAACUGAGGGGGGCCAAAACUUUUUUUAUGGCGACCAUUUUAGAAUUGAAAGUGGCCAAUAGGUGACUUUUUAGAAAAUUGAACUUGGAGCCCUGAUACAUGUAAGCAAGUGUAUGAAUUUUCAUGCUGAUAUAGUCUUAAGAAUACAGUUAGUUUGCCAGAACUUUAAUUACAAAUAGGAACAAAAGUAGUAAAAGUAAUACUGGUUUGCCUUUUUUUCUGAUCAAGUAGCUUUAUUGUCAGAGUAAAAGAAAAAAUUUGCCAAAGAUGGCAGAGCAUAGCUAACUCUAAAGGCAAUUAAAGAACAUCACAAAGUUUGUAUAUUUGCCUUUAAUAAAAAAAACAAUGAUUGCAAUCUUACAGAAGGAUGUAGGGAAUUUGGUAAAUUACACAACAACAGGAACACUUAAAGAGCAGUCUUCAGAUUUCCUUUAAUAAUAACAUGACAGAUCUUUGAAACAUGUAAAAAUAUUGUUUUUUCAGAGUUCAAGAAACUUCUUAACAUGAGUACUAUUUGAAUGAAGUACACGGAAAGAAUACUGUAAAUGCACAAAAGAAAGUCUGAAUUAUUUGUAAUUUUAGGGAAUGUUAACCAAAAAUGAACAGUUGUAUUGACAGAAAAGAACUUCUUUUUAACAUCUUUACAAAGCACACAACGAGAAAAACAAAUCAAGUUUUCCUCUUCUAGAAAGAAACAGAGAAAUGGAAAGCAAGACUUAAGUACAAUGUUGUAAUGUUGAACAUUUUCCAGAAGUAGUUUUUUGAAGAAAAAAAGUUUUUGUUAAUUCCUGUUAGUGAGAUGACAUCUUCAUAACAUUUCAGACACUGCAAAAAAAGAAUUAAGAAAUAGUAAUUAUGUUAACACAGACAUAAAUAAUGGACUUACAUAUAGACUGCUUUUAAAUCAUCUUUUUGCAAAUUGCAUUUCACCAAUAGGGGCAACAAACAGUAAAUUCUGGAGAAGGACAUAGACACCCUCUGUCCCUGCUGAAUUAGUAAGUCUCUCUUAAAUGUACCGAUUUACAAAAACAUUUGACAGACAGAAUUUUCAUGAUGCACAAUGAGUUAAGUUUAAUACCGAAUUCUCUAGAUAAUUACAAAGACACCUUGCAGUUGGACUUAGUUACAUUGUGUUUAACUCUUGAUCAUUCGCAGUCUUUGAGCAAUAAAACUUGGCAGACCUAAGCCAAUUGGUGGUCUUUGCUAUAAAACAUAUUGCUUGCUUGCAGAGUGAUGUAAACCGCAGUAACACAUUUCAUGUAGGCUUGGACUAUUGCAUUAAGAGGUCAACUAAUUAGUAGUGACAGCACAUGCAGGCAUCCCAUGGUGUAUACCAACUUACCUCAACGGCUUUAAUAACUGAAUGGUUAGCUUAUUCAAAAAUGAUCAAAUAAAAGAAUGACC
Pocillopora meandrina is the source of this 5134-nucleotide messenger RNA. NCBI's taxonomy places the organism in Eukaryota, Metazoa, Cnidaria, Anthozoa, Scleractinia, Pocilloporidae. The record is from the annotation of a GenBank genome assembly.